Oppiella nova is the source of this 1246-nucleotide messenger RNA. The record is from the annotation of a GenBank genome assembly. Lineage: Eukaryota; Metazoa; Arthropoda; Arachnida; Sarcoptiformes; Oppiidae.
CAGUUCACCACAAUUGCAGACCAGACAGAGAAGUGGUACUCAACUCAAUACACACAACAAGACAUUCCUCCGGAAAAGAUCCAGAAGUGGCUAAACAUUGGAUUCAAUGACAACUUAGCACUUCCCCCGAAGAAUGACUUCAUUCCCUAUGAUUUCACUCUCAAGCAAAUCCACGAUAACGAGCUAUUAAAGACAGCUAAUGAUAUUACAGUCAGCGAUGUAUCAGCACUGGUAGUCCAACUGCUGUCCCGUCUCCAUAUCGAGGCCUUAAUCCACGGAAACAUCGACUCGAGUGAAGCCAUAGAUGUUUGCGAUUUGUUUGAGACGCGAUUCAAGUCAGCCCUUAAUACCAAACCCAUACCACUGUCGCAACACUUCCGCAAUCGUGUCGUCCAAUUGCCCGACGGAUCCGACCAUUACUUUGAGGCCACGAAUGGCAUCCAUAAGACAAAUGCAAUUCAACUCUACUUUCAAAUCGGAGUCUCAGAUACCAUACUAAACGCAAAAAUAGGACUAUUGCAGCAAAUACUGAGUGAACCGUUUUUUGACAAUUUAAGGACUAAACUACAGUUGGGUUAUACCGUGAGGGCUUCCUAUUGGAUAAGUUAUAGUGUUCGGGGCAUGACUUUCACCAUUGUAUCCGAUUAUAAACCCAAUGAACUGAAUGAGAGAAUCGAGGCUUUCAUACAAUGGGUUCACAAAUAUAUUGAAGACAUGAGUGAUAAGGACUUUGAGACACAGAAACAGUCAGUCAUUACACGAAGACUCGAGAAACCGAAACAACUCUCAGAAUAUUCUCAGAGACUUUGGUCUGAGAUCUCGAGCAAAGAGUAUGACUUCAAUGAGGAUGAGAUUGAAGUGAAAGCCAUCAAAGAGUUGACAAAACAGGAUAUCAUUGCCUUCUUUGAGAGACAUCUCUCCCACACUUCAACCAAUCGUAAGAAACUGAUGGUCAGUAUAAUCAGUGAAAACCCAAUCAAUGAAAAGCAUUUGAAUGAAGUGAAUGAGGAUCUAAUGCCGGCCCCAAAACUGCCGGAAUCCAUAAGAAUUGAAAACAUAACACAAUUUAAGACACAUUUGGGUCUCUAUUCUGUACGCAAACCUGUGCUCGAUGUCAACGCUAUUGUCUAAACCUGGAUAUAUUUAGUUAUGAAUUAUUUUAUUUAAUAUAGAAUUAACUAUUUUAUAGUAUAUUAGUUGUUUAUUCUAUGUAAAUGAAUCCAUUAACAAAGUAUUUAAUAUCAGU